AUGGAUAAUUCUGAUUCGAUUAGCUGGCGGGAUAGAGAUAGUAAUCUGAAAGUUUUUUCUAUUCAAAAUGUUUGGGAAGACAUUCGUACUCGAGAUAUUAGGCUCGCAUGGACUGAUCUUGUAUGGCAUAAGUUUGGUAUUCUCAAACACGCUUUCAUGCUGUGGCUGGUCUUUAAGAGGCGGUUAAAGACCCAAGACAUGCUUCGUUCUUGGGAUUUGAUUCAUAGUUCGCAGGAUGAAGAUAUUGUGUGCCCUCUUUGUGAAUUGGAAUCGGAUUCACAUAACCAUUUAUUUUUUGAAUGUUCAUUUUCUGAUCAGGUUUGGAGAGGUGCAUUGAAUGAAGUAAAUAUGGUCCACUCAUCGUCAAGUUGGGACUCGAUUAUUCAGCAAUUCUUGUCAUCCAUCAAAUCGAAGUCUUUCAAGAUGAUUGCUAGUCGAUUAAUCCUUGCAGCUGCGGUGUAUAUGAUUUGGCAAGAAGGUAAUUCAAGACUUUUCAAGAAGCAAAAGAAACCGGCAGCCCAGCUAGUGAAAGAGGUAAUUGAAGUCGUGAGGCUUAAGUUGCUGAUCUUUCGGUAUAAAAGAAGUGCUAGAAUGGAAGAGGAUCUAGCGUUUUGGAAGAUCCCAAUUUCAAGGCUCCUAUAG
Erigeron canadensis is the source of this 642-nucleotide messenger RNA. RefSeq lists its product as uncharacterized. NCBI's taxonomy places the organism in Eukaryota, Viridiplantae, Streptophyta, Magnoliopsida, Asterales, Asteraceae. The record is from RefSeq and is a predicted model, not a curated record. The transcript has a single exon. Bases 1 to 642 code for a protein of 213 amino acids.